GAGGGAGGAUGUCCGGGGCAUGGGCCUCCCCGCUCCUCGUUCGCCUCUUCUCCUCCUCUCCCACCUCCUCGUCCGUGACCGCCCGGGCUCAAACUCUCUGGCGGGAGCGCUCUGCGUUUUCGACCCUCCACAGGGCCGCACACCACUGCCAAGGGUGCAGGGAGCGCAGAGAGGGGCGAAGCAGCUCGAGGAGGCCAGGCCGAGCCGCUCGCGCGCGCGCGCCAAGCGGCGCGCGGCGGCCCCGGCAAGAGCCGAUGGAGUCGCCCACCGCUCGCCCGCGGGCGGGCGCGCAGGGGGCGGCCCCCCGGGCCGUGCAGGCCCAGGCCCCGGCCGCAGAGGAGCCCGGCGCGGGCAGCCCUCCAGGAGCGCGCAGGGGCCGGGGGAAGAGGGCGGCGCCGCCGCCCCCAGACAUGGCCAAGUUCGAUGCGAUGCAGGCGUACCAGUACGGCAUGAUGAACCCGUACAUGGCCGCGUUCUACCAGAUGGGCUAUCAGAUGCCCCCGUGGGGCUUCGGCAUGGACCCGUCCGCGCAGCCGGCGUACCCCGGGAUGUACCAGGUGGGCUCGUCGGGCUACCUCGGCGCGGGCGGCAAGGGCGCGGCACAGGGCCCAGCGAAGGGGAAGGGCAAGGGCGCGGACGGCAAGGGAGGCGCUGGAGGCGGCGGGAAGGGGAAGGCGCCUCAGAGGGAGGAGGAGGACGAGCCCUCGAAGCCGGUUCAGCCCGAGGAGCUGGACCCGAACAUGUGUGAGACACUGAAGGCAUUCCGGACGGGAGCUAAGACUGACAUCACCCCAGACGAGCUCCUUGGGGACAUCUUGGAGUUCGCGCGGGACCGGGUUGGCCAUGUGGAGCUCCUAAGCUUCCUCGACUCUGCCACGGGCGAGCAGAAGGCCAAGGUGUUCGCCACCGUCGUGCCCGAGGCCAAGGCGCUCGCCUGCGACGCCAGCGGUUGCCAAGUCGUCCAGAAGCUCUUCGACGUGGCCGACGGAGCGCAGAGGAGGAGCCUGAUCGCCGAGCUCCGAGGCAGCUUCCUCCCGCUCACAAAAGAUCCGAGCGGCUGCCGCGUGAUGCAGGCGGCGAUCGAGUACAUGUCGAAGGAGGCGCUGCUGGCGCUGGCCGCCGAGCUGGAGCCGAGCGUGUCCGACUGCAUCUACAGCAUGCACGGCAACCACGUCGUGCAGAAGUGCAUCGAGCAGAUGCACCCCGACACGGUGCAGUUCAUCAAGCGGGCGGUAGAGAGCGAGACCGAGGAUCUGGUGGUGCAUAGGUACGGCUGCCGCGUGAUCCAGCGCCUCCUCGAGCAUUGCCCCCUGCACCACCUGGAGAAGAUGCUGGACCAGAUCUGCGAGGGCGCCGCGAGGUUCGCCAAGGACCCCUACGGCAACUACGUGGUGCAGCACACUCUGCAGCACGGGCGCAAGCAGGACAAGCAGCGCAUCCUGAGGAUCAUUUCCCGCGACAUCCUUUGUGUGCGUCAGGGUGGCAGAGAUCGCCUCUCUCUCUCUCUCGCUCUCUCUCUCUCUCUCUCUCUCUCUUUAGAGCUGCCCCCGAGACACACACAAGACAUCCUGGACUUCUCCGUACACAAGUGCUCCAGCAACGUCGUCGACAAGUGCGUCGAGGUGUCCACGGUGGGAGAGCACGCCCCGGCCCUCGAGGAGGAGCACGCCGCCCUGGUGCGAGCGGUGCUCGGGGAGGAGGGCAGGCGCAACCCGCCGCUGGUCUCCAUGAUGACCGACAGGUUCGGCUGCCACAUCGUGGGCCACCUGCUCGAGUACUGCCGGGGCCCCGAACGCGACGAGCUGGCCAGCCGGCUCUGGGCACACGAGCGACGCCUCAAGCAGUCCGCCGCUGGGCGGCGGCUGCUGGCCUCGCUCGGCCCGCGCACGUGAGCGCGCGAGGCCGCAGCGCGCGGCGCUGCCGCACUCGGGGAGGAGGAGGAG
This is a messenger RNA of Prorocentrum cordatum, 1943 nucleotides long. The record is from the annotation of a GenBank genome assembly. NCBI's taxonomy places the organism in Eukaryota, Dinophyceae, Prorocentrales, Prorocentraceae.